GUUUUUUGAGAGGUAGCAGUGGCGGUAAUGUUAUGGAGUUUUCUCCCCUGCUCAUCAGUGGCAAAUAGGAGAUCCAGGCCUACUGGAAACGCUAGUUUUACCGGCACUUAAAAAUCAGCAUUCAAGUGGUGGUGGUGAAUACAUUACGUUUAGUCCUGCAUGAGAGCCAACGAGCGCAUCGAAACAUGGUGGUUCUCAAAAUUAGAGACCAGCCUGCCCUGCUAAAAGCUAUUUUUAAUGUGGAUCCGGAUGAAGUUCGCUCUCUCAUUUUCAAGAAAGAGGAUGUGAAUGUACAAGACAAUGAGAAAAGGACACCGCUGCAUGCAGCCGCUUACCUUGGAGAUGCUGAGAUUAUAGAGCUCUUAAUUUUAUCAGGGGCAAGGGUGAAUGCCAAAGACAACAAAUGGCUGACUCCUCUGCACCGCGCCGUGGCGUCCUGCAGUGAGGAAGCGGUGCAGGUUUUGUUGAAGCACUCUGCUGAUGUGAAUGCUCGAGAUAAGAACUGGCAGACUCCUCUACAUGUGGCGGCUGCUAACAAGGCGGUUCGCUGUGCUGAGGCGCUGGUGCCACUGCUCAGCAAUGUUAAUGUAUCAGAUCGGGCUGGACGCACAGCUCUGCACCACGCUGCCUUCAGCGGCCACCUGGAGAUGGUGAGGUUACUGCUAUCCAGGGGAGCAAACAUUAAUGCGUUUGAUAAGAAGGACCGAAGGGCGAUCCAUUGGGCGGCAUACAUGGGUCACAUGGAGGUGGUGAAACUGCUGGUGUCUCACGGCGCUGAACUGCCGUGCAAGGAUAAGAAAGCUUACACACCUCUCCAUGCUGCAGCCUCCAGUGGGAUGAUCAGUGUAGUAAAGUAUCUGCUCGACAUGGGAGUCGAUAUGAAUGAGCCAAACGCAUAUGGAAACACACCACUGCAUGUGGCUUGCUACAAUGGUCAGGACGUGGUGGUGAACGAGUUGAUCGAGUGUGGCGCCAAUGUGAACCAGGUUAAUGAGAAAGGCUUUGCACCCCUGCACUUCACCGCCGCCUCACGACAUGGAGCACUUUGCCUUGAGCUGCUCGUUGGCAAUGGUGCUGAUGUCAAUAUCAAGAGUAAGGAUGGUAAAACUCCCCUACAUAUGACUGCAAUCCACGGGAGGUUCUCAAGAUCUCAGGCCAUUAUUCAAAAUGGUGCUGAGAUAGACUGUGAAGAUAAGAAUGGGAACACUCCUCUACACAUCGCAGCCCGAUACGGACAUGAGCUUCUCAUCAACACACUGAUCACUAACGGAGCUGAUACGGCCAAGAGAGGAGUUCAUGGCAUGUUUCCACUGCAUUUAGCUGCUCUCAGCGGCUUCUCGGACUGCUGCCGUAAGCUGCUGUCUUCUGGCUUUGAUAUAGACACCCCUGAUGACUUUGGAAGGACCUGUUUACAUGCUGCUGCUGCUGGCGGGAACCUUGAGUGUUUGAAUCUUCUCCUCAACACGGGGGCAGAUUUCAACAGAAAGGACAGCUUUGGAAGGACACCUUUGCACUACGCAGCUGCAAACUGCAACUACCAGUGCCUGUUUGCUUUGGUGGGCUCAGGAGCCAACGUCAAUGAGCUUGACAAGAGGGGCUGCACCCCCCUCCAUUAUGCCGCUGCUUCUGACGCCGAUGGAAAGUGCCUGGAAUAUUUGCUGAGGAAUGAUGCUAACCCAGGGAUCCGAGACAAUCAGGGCUACAAUGCAGUGCAUUACGCCUCUGCGUAUGGACACCGUCUGUGUCUGGAGCUGAUUGCGAGUGAAACUCCGUUAGAUGUGUUAAUGGAAACCUCAGGGACAGACAUCCUAAAUGACUCUGAUGUUCGUGCUCCAGUGAGCCCUCUACAUCUGGCUGCAUAUCAUGGACAUCACCAGGCUCUCGAGGUACUGGUUCAGUCUCUGCUGGAUCUGGAUGUGAGAACUGCACAAGGACACACACCGCUGGAUCUGGCCGCCUUCAAAGGCCAUGUUGAAUGUGUGGAUGUGCUCAUCAAUCAAGGGGCCUCCAUCCUAGUGAAGGACUACACGCUUAAACGCACCCCCAUCCAUGCUGCCGCCACAAAUGGUCAUUCUGAAUGUCUCCGUUUGCUCAUUGGAAAUGCUGAUCUGCAGAGUGCAGUGGACAUCCAGGAUGGGAUUGGCCAGACACCUCUGAUGCUGUCAGUGCUCGGCGGACACACAGACUGCGUUUAUUCUCUCAUUAAUAAAGGAGCCAAUGUUGAUGCCAAAGACAAGUGGGGCCGCACUGCUCUACAUAGAGGGGCGGUGACAGGCCACGAGGAGUGUGUGGAGGCUCUGCUGCAGCACAGUGCCAGUUUCAUGGUACGGGACUGUAGAGGCCGCUCCCCCGUUCACCUUGCGUCGGCCUGUGGGCACGUGGGGGUUCUGGGGGGGCUUCUGCAUGCUGCCCAGUCAGUAGAGAGCAUUCCUGUCAUCACUGACAACCAGGGCUACACGCCGCUGCACUGGGCCUGUUACAACGGUCACGACACUUGUGUUGAGGUGUUGCUGGAGCAGGAGCUGUUUCAUAAGACUGAAGGGAACCCCUUUAGCCCCCUUCACUGUGCUGUAAUAAAUGACAAUGAAGGAGCGGUUGAGCUGUUGAUAGAAACACUUAGUCCUGCCAUCGUCAAUGCAAAUGAUUCCAAAAACAGGACUCCUCUUCACGCUGCUGCAUUCACAGAUCAUGUGGAGUGCCUGCAGCUCCUGCUGGGUCACAAUGCACAGGUGAACUGUGUGGAUGCUGGAGGAAAAACCCCGCUGAUGAUGGCCGCUGAGAACGGCCAGACUAAUGCAGUCGAGGUGUUGGUGAGCAGCGCUAAAGCAGAUCUCACGCUACAGGACGCCAACAAAAACACUGCUCUCCAUCUGGCCUGCAGUAAGGGUCAUGAAACCAGUGCCUUGUUGAUCUUGGAGAAGAUCACCGACAGAAACCUCAUCAAUUCCACCAAUGCAGCUUUACAAACGCCCUUGCAUGUGGCUGCCAGGAAUGGCUUGACUGUGGUUGUCCAAGAACUGCUUGCUAAGGGUGCUAGUGUGCUUGCCGUGGAUGAAAAUGGCUACACUCCAGCCCUGGCUUGCGCUCCUAACAAAGACGUGGCCGAUUGCCUGGCGCUCAUCCUGGCCACCAUGAUGCCAGUGUCUCCCGGUGGAGGCUCGGUGCCCACGCUCACAUUCAGUGCCAUCAACCACUACACCAGCCCCACUAAAAGCGUCACCUUCGACAGUCUGCCGAUGCUCCGCUCCGAACACAGCUCCUACUGCAGCUUCAACAGCAUCGGCCGCCACGACGGCUUCUACAAGGACGAGGAGCUCAACGACUCCGACUCUGAGACUUACUGAGGUAAACGAAAGCAGAGGCGCACAUCUUGUCUUAAUUACCCAGCGGCCGGCCACUCCGCCUUAAGAGCCUUAAGAGUCUCUACACACACACACACACACACACAUGUGGCGCAGCAGGCUGGCCUUCCUCAUCCAUCAGCUCAACCUCUGCCAAUGCAUCUUGCCCUAUGUAAAUUUUAGGAAUAGGUGGACGGACCUCCAGACAUGGCAAUAACAAGACAAGGAAUUAGCAGCCUGGGGACCAAUAUUUUUGCACAGGAUGGUUUGACACUGUCGUACUCCAAACACGGAAUUAUAUAUAAUUUUUCAGAUCUUGAGGGAUGAUUUAAAUCAGUCGCUUGCAAAAAAACAAAACAAAACUGGGACAUUUAUGUGCUUUCAAACAGUUUCAAGUCGGUGUGCACUUCUGAUCAGCUAUUGGGGGAAAGAAAUGAUUUAUUUUUUAAACAAACCUGAUUUUAAUACCUGUCUCUGACCCUCUCGAGGGGGGGGACGAAUCGAGUAGUUUCUAAAGCGCAAAGGUGAAAUUUGAGAAUAUGAACAUCAGCGUUCUGUAAUGCUUUCGGCCACAAGCAUGAGUUUAAAACAAAACAAAAAAAAAGCUAACACCUCUCUCCAUCUUCAGUUUUAGGAUAAAUUAUUCUUUUUAUCUAUGGUAUUUAUUUUUACUUUCCGCAUUUCAUCAUCAUUUUGUGCCUUCAUAAAUUACUGUAUGGAGGGAAGGGGCAGCUCGAGAGAACAAAUCCUACGAUGCACAAGAAGUUCAACACUACGUCUGUGAAAAAAAGCACUGAAAAAAGAAAGGCAAACGGCUCCCAGCAUGCUUUGCUCCAGGAUGAGGAACACUGUGUAAAAACCAAUGGUAGAACAGCGUUUGAUCUCUUUGUAUGUUGAUAUAUGAAUAUAAAUAUAUAUUAUAUUUUUUCUGGCUCUUAUUAACAUGAUGUUUUUUGCUCGCUUUGAAUUAGCAAAUGAAACCACUCGACCCUUCUGUGAUGGCCUGUCAGAAAAAAAAAACCCUGUGUUUGUCUCUUUUCAUGCUUUUGAUUUUUGGAAUGAUUGAAACUGGAAAUCUGUUCAGUACAGCUUCCCGUCUGAGAGGGGGGCAGCAGGAAUCUGUUUGCAUUGCUCUUCUUUUAUUUCCUGUCUUUUUUUUGUGGAAAUAAAAGAGAGCGAUUGGUGCAGUUGAUGGCCACUGCUGUCCUUCUACUCGGAACAAGAGAUUCCUGUAUAUUUUAUGGUUGAUUAAAUAAAUAAAUGAGUUCAGUAAUUUGAAA
This is a messenger RNA of Danio aesculapii, 4621 nucleotides long. RefSeq names its product ankyrin repeat domain 28b (gene ankrd28b). The coding region runs from base 186 to 3344 and encodes 1052 amino acids. The record is from RefSeq and is a predicted model, not a curated record. Gene Ontology annotation, molecular function: protein binding. The transcript is spliced from 28 exons. NCBI's taxonomy places the organism in Eukaryota, Metazoa, Chordata, Actinopteri, Cypriniformes, Danionidae.